This is a messenger RNA of Malus domestica (apple), 1376 nucleotides long. RefSeq lists its product as uncharacterized. Gene Ontology annotation, cellular component: nucleus. The record is from RefSeq and is a predicted model, not a curated record. NCBI's taxonomy places the organism in Eukaryota, Viridiplantae, Streptophyta, Magnoliopsida, Rosales, Rosaceae. Gene Ontology annotation, biological process: regulation of DNA-templated transcription.
AAAUGAAAACCCUCCCGCUUCCGCUCUUGGACUCAGAGACGCGGAAGGUCUUCUUUCAGCUCCAGUCCACCAUUUCCAAAUGGCGGUUCUGAGAAAUCGAGGCGGAGGAAACUCCGGAGAGAACGGCGGAGCAACCGUAGAGACUGAAAGCGCAGGUGCUUCAGGGUACGAGCAGUUCAGGGACCAAAGGAUCAGAGAGAACAAGGAGAGAUUGCAAAAGCUGGGCAUUUUGGACCUUGCCCUGAAGCUCAAGACCGAAGCUGCCGCCCCAAAACGUCCCCACCGGCCUAAAACCCACAGCCCACUUCCUGGUUCCGGAUCCCCCAGGCGCUCUUCUAGGUUGAAGAGCGUGGCUCCAGUAGAUUAUGUGCAAAAGAAGAGGCCUAUGAAGAAAGACGAGAACCCAAAGAGCCCAAAGAGGAGUGUUGAAAUUUUUAUAAAGGAAGGUUCAAGGCCAGAGAUCUAUACAGAGGAGCAUGAGAAGCUGUUAGGGGAUUGCGUUGAAAGCUGGGAGUUGGGUGUUGAUGGCUAUGGGGAAGAUGGGAGGCGCAUUUAUGAUCCGGUUAAGGGAGAAUUUUGCCACCAAUGCAGGCAUAAAACUCUUGGUCAUCAUACACAGUGCUGGAAAUGUGACUGGGUCCAAGGGCAGUUUUGUGGAGAUUGCUUAUACAUGAGAUAUGGAGAGAAUGUUAUGGAAGCCAGCGAAAAUCCUGAUUGGACAUGUCCUGUUUGUCGGGGCAUCUGUAACUGCAAUUGCUGCCGUCAAGUGAAGGGGUGGGAACCCACUGGUAAUGUGUAUAGAAAGGUCGUAAAAUUGGGUUACAAAUCUGUGGCACAUUAUCUCAUUCAAAGCCGCCAUCCCUCAACAAACACAGAAACCACAGGUGAAGAGGUUCUUGCAGAGGGAUCAACUCCUUCAGCAGAGAGCUUUUCACAUGAUGAAUCUUCAGGAAUUGGCAGUGGCUCUGAUACUAGCAAGCAUGUUGGUGACAACGAUGUGGGUAAUGCAGAUGCUGUUGCUGCUGAUGUUGCUGUUAACAGUGAGGCAAAGAAAAAGCUGAGAAGGAGUACAAGGCUGAGUGGGAAUUAAACUUUUGUGGAUUAUGGCCUGCUCAUACUGCAGACUAGUCCCUGAUCAAGUUGUGAAAGGCUGGGAGACACCAAACGCUUAUUUUUGCGCACAUAAAAUUCCUCUUUUGUGGCGACUAAUCUAGUGCAGCUAUAAUUUUAUUUUAUUUAUUUUAUUUUUUUAUUUUUUGUGUGUGUGUGUGUAGUUUCUGCUCACAAGGUCAAAAGUACAUGUAUCGCUGGUCUUGAUUUUGUUAGCAUAUACGAAUUUACACCACCCUGCGGUGAAGCAGUGUGAUUCGUUGCAA